ACUUGACGGAAACCAACGUUGACGGAAACCGACCAGUGACCACAGGACCACAGUGCGCAUGUCUCGUUGGGGGCUGCCAACAUGGCAGACGAUGUCGACCGAAAACAGAAAGUCGCAGCCGGUUUAAAAAAGCUAAAACAGUUCCAGCAGAGAUCCGCAAAGAAAACUACGAAGCGUAAAUCUUCGGAAAGCAUCUCGCCGCCAACUGUGCAGGAGCUUCAAGAAGACACACCAGAAGUAUGCUUUCUGGAGCAAAGCUCCUCCAUGGCUUUGCCGUCUAAACCGAAGGAGACCCAAUCAUUGACUGCUCACUCCUGCCAGGACCUCUCCCAGUUAGCAAGUGAGGACCAGCCAAGCAAUAGGGUGCUGUCGUCUGCGGAGAGUCUUCGGCAGAUCACGCUGCAGCUAAACGGCCUGAUGAACGACACCAACGCGGCUCUCAACGGAGACAUUGCGGCGCUCGCGGACAGCUCCGGCGCCCCAAGGAACGAUGCCCUCUUGCGGAGGAACCAGGAGCUGGCUACGAGCCUCGAGUCCCUGCAGCAAGACAGGGACCAGCUCGAGUUUCAGUUGCAGGAGCUGAGGGGCAAGCUGACACGGCAGCAGCGUGAGUUCGAGCGUGAGCAGCAGGAGCGGGAGGAUCAGUCCCGGCGCGAGCUGGGGGCCAUCAACGACCAGCUACAAGUGCACAUCCAGACCAUUGGCAUCCUGGUGGCCGAGAAGACUGAGCUUCAGUCGGCACUCUCCCAGAGCCAGCAGACCGCCAAGCAGAAGGCCGUGGAGACGGAAGAGCUGCAAGGAAGACUGAAAGCGGCUCGAGAGAGAAACACGGACUUGGAGCGAAAGUUGAACUCUGUCAGCAGCCAGAGCCAGGUUCAAGAAAAGAGUUCCCAAGAGUACCUCAGGGAAAUUGAGAGGCUCAAGACAGAGCAGUACAAAUCAAGCAAAUCAAUCGAAGAACUGAAGCAAGAACUUUCCGAGCUGAGCAACAAGCUUGGCAAGAAGGCGAAGGACAAUGAAGCCCUGCAACAGGAACUUGGCGACGUGAAGAAGGAGCUGUCCCUGGCGCAGCUUUAUGCUCAGCAGCUCGGAGGCGCUCAGGCUUCUGAGAAUGUGCACAGCCAGUUGGAGGAGCUCCACCAAGAGAAGUUGGACAUGGAGAAGAAAGUCAACAAGUUUAAGGAUGCGAUGGAGCAGAUUGCAGCAGAAAAGCAGCAGAUGUCCUCUCACUACCAAUCGUACGUGGACCGGCUCUCUCAGCAGUUGGAAACAAGCAAGGCAAUGGUGGAGAAACUGACUCAGGAGAAGGUGGAGUUGGAGAAGAAGGCUGUCGAGUUGGAGAGCCGGCCACUGCCAUCGUCCGUGCCGGCACCUGAGACGGAGGAAUUGAAACUCAGGCUGGAACAGUGUCAGCGGGAGCUAGAUUCACUCCGGAGCUCCAGCGAAGCGCAGGCGAACGACAAUCAGCAGCUGAGCCUCUUGGUGGCGGAGCGGGAGGCGAGGGCAGAAGAGCUGGAGCGGCAGCUAGCUCGAAUCAAGGAGGAUCAUGUGGAGAGCAGCCGCCUGCUGGAGACGAUCCAGAGCGACAAGGUGGCCGCCAGCCGAGCCCUGAGCCAGAACAAGGAGCUCAAGCGACAGCUGGAGGAGAUGCAGGACGUCUUCGUCAAGCUGAGCAAUGACAAGCUGGAGCUGACCGAGCAGCUGCAGAAAGAGCAGCAUGUCACCAAGGAGCUUGGGGAGCGCUUGGGCCAGCAGGAGGACGAGCUCAAGGAGCUCAGGGACCAGCUUGCGGUCAAGGAGGACAAGGUGCACGACCUGGAGCAGCUGUCGACCAAGGACAUGUACCAGCAGAGCCAGCUGGCCGACCGCAUGCGCCACUACCAGGCACAAUGCCAGCUCACGGAGAUCCUGCAGCAAGAACUUUCGCAAGCCCAGGCGAGGAUAAGUGCCCUGGUCACGCAGAACUCCGACCUGAGGAAAGCGCUGGCCGAGAGGGCCCAGAUGGCGGUCGACGUCAACGAGAAGGACUCUGGCAAAGUGCACGACCUGGUGGGCUCCCUUUCAGCUUCAGUACAGCAGCUGGAAUUGGAGCGGGACCAGCUGGUCAGGCAGCUAGACGAGCAAAAGGGUCAGCGGGAAACGCUUCAGCAUCAGCUGAUAGAGCUCAAGCAGAGCGAAGACAGCCUCCUCUCCCGGGAGAGCGAGGAAGUGUCAAGGGAGAGCUACGCGAAGCUGAGGGCGGCGAUGCAGAAGCUGGAGGAGCGCUUCAAGGCCACCAUGGACCAGAUCGCAGACCUGUCGGACCAGAAGCAGCAGCUGGAGCACCUGGUGACGCAGCUGCAGGGAGAGACUGACACCAUUGCGGACUACAUUGCCCUGUACCAGGUGCAGCGGGGCAUCAUGCGCAAGAGGGCCGCCGAGAAGGACGACUACAUCUCCCAGCUGGCCAAGGACCGGGAGGACCUCAAGGCCAAGCUGUCCGAACUGCAGUGCCUGAUCGUGCGACUACUGGAGGAACGUCAGCAACAGCACCCCACACAAUCCUUGCCGCCCCUUCCGGGAAAGGCGCUCACCCUGGCUUCGUUUUCUUCGUCGAUGGCGGGCUCUCCCGACGCUGGAGACUCCGGUCGCGGCGAGGCCCCCACCACCAACGGGAACGGGGGUCAGCCUGAGGACGACGAGACGGCCCAGAAGAUCAUGCACCUGCUGACAGAGAUCGAGACGUCGGGCGCCGUGGAGGGCUCCCCUGUUCCAGACACCUUCCACCCCUGCCCCGUCUGCUCUGGACGACUGCUGACCGUUUAACGGUCUUUAUGGCAAGACAACACAGGUCCAGCUUGCCGCAGCCGACUUCGAAGACCUCCCCCAUCCUAGUCGUUCCACGGGAACAUUCCACGGCGAUCCAUCCGAAACGCCGUCCCCAGUGCCUUCGGACUUCUCCCGUGCUUCGACAGGGGAGCAACGGUGUGCUGCAAUUCCCGAGAUGGAACACUCUGCCUGUCCAAAAACGACAAUGGCAGUGCACUACAGUUGCCUCGGUUUUCGACGUAAAAAAGGCGAAACCACCGGUGAAAAGUUGCUCCGGAUUUGUGGCCUCUUCCUUUCGACCGCACGGAAGGAAAGCAUCGGUGCCGAGGCCUUUUCGGCGUGGGACCGACACAACGCGACGCCCUUCUUUUAGGGCGCGACGCACGAUUGCUGCGACGGAAUUAUUUUUCUACCGCCGUCUUCUUCUUUGCACGCCGUACCUGUGCAGUCCCGAGACGGUUUCAGGGCGAUUGGAAUUUCGUGUCUGUCGGGAAGCGGUGCAUUAUCGUUGAAGGUAGCUUGUGCAGCAUGUUGCAACAUGGAGUUGUCUUUUGGGAGAAAGCUGUGAUCCGUAAACAACCGUUUUGUAAAAAAAAAUAUCGUUUUUUUUUUUUUGGUGAUUUUUUGCAUGCAUUAAUUGCUCUCUCGUUUUGGCAGAACGUAGCAGUGUUUCUAAUGGGCCUCGAUGGUAUUGUUUCUAUGCAUGCUGCCAACGUUUAGCCAGUAACCUUUUUUCAAAAAUUAUAGGCAUUGCUUUUUCUUUCUUCAAUGUGGUGUGUUAUCCUGACGGAAUGCAUUACGUGCAAAUUUGGAUAAUGUCACUCUUUUUGUGGUUCUCACUAUCGAUCUAUUUAGAAAGCUGGCUGCACGGUCACUAAGAAUGUAUAAUACUAGUACUGCCGGAUAAAAAUUGAGAGAUAGCUAUGUAUAUAAUGCGCUCGUUCAAAGAAAAAUGCUUUGUAAGAACCAAAACUUUCAAUAAAAUUGUAGACGUGAAAACAAGAAGAGUUUCUCCGUGAUGGGAUCGAAUCGAGUAAUUUUGGAGCAAAUGGUUGUGCUCCAAAAUGAACUUUUGUGUGCUUACAGUUCAUUCUCAUUCACUACACUGCAUAUAGUGGAUUAAGGCUUGUGCAUUGGCCUGUCCUACUAAAUGACAAUAUCUUGUUUGUCUUACUACUGUGGUGCAACCACUUGUUGCCAUCUAUUGCACAGCAAGUUUGCUUUCCUGAAAUACUCUACUGGUGUAUAGUAGUUGUGCUUAAAAGUACUAAACAGCAACUAUUAAGCCAAUGCAACAAGAAG
Messenger RNA from Ixodes scapularis (black-legged tick), 4110 nucleotides. RefSeq names its product golgin subfamily A member 2. Gene Ontology annotation, cellular component: Golgi apparatus; Golgi cisterna membrane; cis-Golgi network. The transcript has 22 exons. The record is from RefSeq and is a predicted model, not a curated record. The coding region runs from base 82 to 2805 and encodes 907 amino acids. Gene Ontology annotation, biological process: Golgi organization. NCBI's taxonomy places the organism in Eukaryota, Metazoa, Arthropoda, Arachnida, Ixodida, Ixodidae.